Gadus chalcogrammus (walleye pollock) is the source of this 2618-nucleotide messenger RNA. RefSeq names its product sodium channel, voltage-gated, type I, beta b (gene scn1bb). The transcript has 6 exons. Bases 1343 to 2017 code for a protein of 224 amino acids. Gene Ontology annotation, molecular function: sodium channel regulator activity. Gene Ontology annotation, cellular component: voltage-gated sodium channel complex. The record is from RefSeq and is a predicted model, not a curated record. Gene Ontology annotation, biological process: sodium ion transport; cardiac muscle cell action potential involved in contraction; regulation of heart rate by cardiac conduction. NCBI's taxonomy places the organism in Eukaryota, Metazoa, Chordata, Actinopteri, Gadiformes, Gadidae.
CAACUCAAAGGUCGUGCAUAGUACAUAUUAGAGGGGGUGUGCAUAGCCCUGGGAGCCCGUCUACAUCCUAUAGCCUAGUAUCCUCCUCACAUGGUUUUUUUUUUUACCGCAGUGCAUCAGCAGCGUCUCCUGACAUGAGCGACAGGGGUGCAGCUGCACUCAGUGUUUGCGCCGUGUGUCAAAGAAGAGGAUUUAUCUGAGGGACCGAAAUCGGGACGUCGAUUAUUGGGCGUUUUUUUUUCCGCUCAUAUCUGAUGCUUAUAGGGCCUUGGGACGUGAGCGCGGUUUCAUCUGCAAUGUCAACACGACCCGCGCAUCUCUGCUGAGUCGGGGCUCCUAGAUAGGUGGAAGGAUUCGUAUUUUUUUUUUUAUUUUACAUGGAUUUGUUUCUCAAACGGUAACCAUCACUACUACACGGAGGAGACCGCGUUUCGUUUUAACAUUUAUUUGAACUCCUAUCUGGGAGAAAGGGUGGUGUCCUUUGACCGAGAUACCAUCGACACCGUCGGCUUUUGAACAUCCGUGAUCGGAGCAAACCUGAUCUCUUUUUUAGGAGCGAUAAUACCGAUUGCCCUUCAGUGAACAUUUGUAAGGUACAUCAGAUAAUCAGGGACGGCAUGCAAGCAUCCGCUUAAUUAUUCAUGGAGCGGUAGGUGAAUUAAGGAAUGGCUUUUGGAAGACGUAAGAGGGUUUAUAGUGGGAUUUUGUAGGCUACUUGAAUUGAUUACAUAAACCAUUUUUAUAUUAACCGUGUGCGCUCACCAAAACAUGGUGUGUGUGAUGGUAGCUCUCUAAUCUAAGCGACUGUGGUCCCUAGAGCUAUCAUCUAACCGCAGGCCAAGUCAUUGCUGAGAUCGUUAAAUAGGCUAUCGGAGCCCACAAGAUUUCUAAAAUCUCCGGUUAUACCAGAGACUGUGAAGUGCACAUUGGUCCACGUUGCUUACGGGUGAGACGCUACGUUCAUGCACUGCGUUACGCGAUCGGGAGGGUAGGAGGAAUUUUCUAGAGGCGUCUGACGUAGCAGUAUAUGGUACCUCAUGUUCCUGAUGCCGAUGUGAACUUGCUGAGUUGAGUCUAAUGAGAGUCAGGUGCAGGUAGGGAGUCAGGUACAGGUGCUUCCCAAGAUAAUAGGAGUGACGUGAAAAGUAAGAAAUAAGCACAAUCAGUAGUCUACCUCCAACAAGCAGCUUACAGUGGUACCAGUGAGGUGUGCUCCGUUCAGUGGAUGUUGGGAAGGGGAUCGUCGCCGGAGGAACUCUUCUCAAGCUAAAGACUUUCAGCUUUGCUCCCCUUUUUUUGAAACUCCAUCUAUAAUAGAUAGCAAGCCUGUCACUUUUUGAAAAUGGGCCGGAAUAUAGUAUCACUGGAACAAGUCAUCUUCGUGCUGCUAUGCACUCUUGGUGUGGGGAUGUGUCGCGGGGCGUGUGCCGAGGUGGACUCGGACACGGAGGCGGUGGCGGGGAAGGGCUUCAAGCUGGGCUGCAUCUCCUGCAAGCGGAGGAGCGAGGUGGAGGGCUCGGCCACCGUGGACUGGUUCUUCCGGAGCAAGGGGCAGAAGGACUUUGAGCACAUCUACAACUACGACGAGGAGGGCUCCAUAAAGAGCUUCCAGUUCGAGGACCGCCUGGACUGGUUCGGCAGCCGGCAGAGCAACGACAUCCAGGACGCCUCCAUCUUCCUCACCAACGUCACCUUCAACGACUCGGGCACGUACCGCUGCCGCGUCAACCGGCUGCUCACCUACGAGUACUACGAGUACCAGACCAAGAUCUUCAAGGAGGUCAACCUCACCGUGGUGGGCAAAGCCACCAGAGGGACGGCCUCCAUCGUGUCAGAGGUGAUGAUGUACGUGGCCAUCAUCGGGCUGCAGGUGUGGCUGCUCAUCGAGAUGAUUUACUGCUACAGGAAGAUCUCUGCCGCCGGGGAGGAGGCGCUCCGAGAGGCCGCAAAUGCUGAGUAUUUAGCUUUAGCCUCGGAGAGCAAAGACAACUGUGCCGGAGUCCAGGUUGGAGACUAAUACAGACUGCAUCUACUGACUGACCCACCUUGUACUGCUUGGACCAGCAUGGAGGCAUCCAAUCAAACCUCUUUCUUUCUCCCCCGCCACCCUCGAGUCUGUAUCACCCUUUUUUUGUUUUUUUCGUUACGCAGAACACAGAUGGAUGCGAGACUAAAAAGACCACGCAUGGUACCAGCACUGUAUAUUAAUACACACAAAAAUACACAUGAAAGCAUGUACUGCACUUUUACCCCUGAUCAUAAUGCAUUCACAAGCAUCGGUGUCCCUGCGCAUAUACAUUCAAUAUUUCUCUUUCUAUAUUAAAUAUAUACAAGUGUUUGUAGUACUACAUGUAUUUAAACUGUACGUAGUACUAUAAGCGAGGCUGCUUGACUCUGUGAGAUUGGCUGUAAAAGGAAUGUAUUUUGGAGAAUCCAUUGUCACACGGGACGUAUGAAUGCUUCGAUGCUCGCGGGAGAUCGGUAUCAUGAAGACACUUGUGAGUUAGGAUGUCGUAGACUCUCAUAGACCGGCUGUCUUUUCAAGUUCAACAAGUCUUGCUAGAUAUCCAUUCGAUGAAACUUGAUUGUGGACUAAAUAAAUCCGUAAAUACCCUGUG